Dunckerocampus dactyliophorus (ringed pipefish) is the source of this 1775-nucleotide messenger RNA. Its product is annotated as gastrula zinc finger protein XlCGF57.1-like. The coding region runs from base 87 to 1487 and encodes 466 amino acids. The record is from RefSeq and is a predicted model, not a curated record. Gene Ontology annotation, cellular component: nucleus. Gene Ontology annotation, biological process: regulation of transcription by RNA polymerase II. NCBI's taxonomy places the organism in Eukaryota, Metazoa, Chordata, Actinopteri, Syngnathiformes, Syngnathidae. Gene Ontology annotation, molecular function: DNA-binding transcription activator activity, RNA polymerase II-specific; RNA polymerase II cis-regulatory region sequence-specific DNA binding. The transcript has 2 exons.
AUGGCGGAAGAGUAGCGCCGUUUCAAGGCAGACGUGAGACAAAGAGCGAGGGCUACGAACUAUAAUCGAGGACAAGAAUAUUGAAAAUGGUGAAAGAGUUGGUGGAGGAGCGACUCAUGGCGGCAGCUAAUGAAAUAUCGGCGAUGUUUGAAAGAACGAUAGCGUCCUACGAGGAGGAACUUUCCCGAACGAGAGAGGAGAAGGAGCGACUUCGACAACAACUGGAAGCUGUUAGCAAGAAUGGAGUUUUGCUACAAUUUGGAGUGUGUUUGUGUCCUGCAGACGUCCAGCAGAUGAUUGGUGGUCAAGAAGAACGUCCCCCUCAGCUGCGGCAGGGGAGCUCCACUUUGAAGCAGGUGGAUCCCCGGCCCCCCCACGUUAAAGAGGAAGAGGAGGAACUCGGGAUCACCCAGGAAGGAGGGGGUCUUCUAGGGUCGGAGGAGGCCGAUCUCAUCAUGUUGCCGCUGACGGUCGUCUCUGUGAAGAUUGAAGAGCAUGAAGACGAACCCCAAGCAGACAACCUCUUAGCUCCGCUAUCAGAUAGUGAGCACACAGACAGGGACCCCACCCAAGAAGCUUUGAGCAGCGAUACAGACUGUGAAGAUGAUAUGAGGACUCAGACUGACAACAAAAACUCGGGUGAAAAACAUCUGACCUGCUCGGUUUGUGCUAAAAGCUUUUCUUUCAAGAGCCUUUUGACUGAACACAUGAGAACACACACGGGAGAAAAACCCUUUAGCUGCUCAGUUUGUGGUAAGAAAUUUGCAAAGAGGUCGACUUUGGUGCGACACAUGAGAACGCACACUGGGGAAAAACCUUUUAGUUGCUCGGUUUGUGAGAAUAAAUUUGCUCUGAAGUCCACUUUGGUGCAACACAUGACAACACAUACGGGAGAAAAACCUUUCAGUUGUCCAGUUUGUAACCAACGAUUCUCUCUGAAGUCCAAAAUUGCAUCACACAUGAUGACGCACACAGGAGAAAAACCGUUUGGUUGUUCGGUUUGCUUUGAACGAUUCUCUCGCAAGUCACAUAUGGCGUCACACAUGAGAAUCCACACGGGAGAGAAACCUUUUAUUUGUUCGGUUUGUGGUAAAGGAUUUGCUCAAGGGUCAAGUAUGGCAUCACACAUGAAAACGCACACUGGAGAGAAACCUUUUAGAUGCUCAGUUUGUGCUAAGAGCUUUUCUCAUAAGCACAAUUUCACUCAACACGUGAAAAUGCAUACCGGCGAAAAACCUUUUAGUUGCUCAGUUUGCGAUGCAAGAUUUUCCCGUAAGACGACAAUGCUGGCACACAUGCGGACGCACACUGGAGAAAAACCUUUCAGAUGCUCAGUCUGCGGUAAAGGCUUUCCCCGAAAACACCAUUUCACUCAACACAUUAGAAUUCACACAGGAGAAAAACCAUAUUCCUGCUCACUCUGUGCUAAAACAUUCACGCGACGUGAUAAUUUGACAGCACACGUGCGCGCACACGACAGACAGUAAUUGCUUUCCUGUCCAAUUUAUGCUAAAAUAUCAGUAGUAGUAAUACUAGUACUAGUUAAUACUAGUAGUAUAGCGAUCAUAGUGAAAGUGUGUUUGUGUUUUAUAGUAUUGUAAUAAAACAGAUAUGAAAGCUGGUUUCACAUUCUAGUUUAUUGUAAUGUCACAAACCUUUAUGACGAGGUUAUGAUUCAUUCCAGGCGUGUACGGGAUGGAAUGUUUAUGUUGUUACUCACAUGCUUCGCAAUAAACACCAUUUUCAUACUCACCAUCAAGCUUCCUGGUUUAAGA